Messenger RNA from Vespula vulgaris, 2509 nucleotides. RefSeq names its product protein HEXIM1-like. The transcript is spliced from 3 exons. Gene Ontology annotation, molecular function: 7SK snRNA binding; cyclin-dependent protein serine/threonine kinase inhibitor activity. The coding region runs from base 16 to 1398 and encodes 460 amino acids. Lineage: Eukaryota; Metazoa; Arthropoda; Insecta; Hymenoptera; Vespidae. The record is from RefSeq and is a predicted model, not a curated record. Gene Ontology annotation, cellular component: cytoplasm; nucleus; nucleoplasm. Gene Ontology annotation, biological process: negative regulation of cyclin-dependent protein serine/threonine kinase activity; negative regulation of transcription by RNA polymerase II.
AUUUUUUAUGGAUGUAUGCAAUCACGGAUAAAUCAAACAUGGCGAUUCGGUCGCUGUUUACGGUCAAGUCGUACGGAACGUAGUUGUGAGACUAGGAAGGUCGCUGUGCAUGAGCUUGUGCUUUUAACGGUGAUGAGUACUUGUGCCACCGUAAAUCGACCGAUUUUAGUUAAUAUUACGAAUAUGGAGGACCAAAGCGCGAAGGAAACGGUGGAAAAAGCGUCGGACGGUAUCGAAGAUGGUGUACACGACGCGAAGGGCGUAAAAGAGGUCUCGACGCCCGCGGCGUCAUCGCUCCUCUCUUCGAGACAAGUGUCGCGAUCUAGCGGCGAAAAUGCCGAUACAAAAGCUCGCCAUAACGGCAAAAACUGGCCUAAAUCUUUGAUUCGAAGAUGUGGUAAAUUUGAAAGCGGCAGUGGUAGUGGGGACCAAGAUGGUGGAACGCAAGAAGAUGGCUUGGACAUAGUCACAAAAAAAAGGAAGACUCGUAGAGGGAAACCUAAGCACAAAAAAUUGAAACCCUAUCCAAAACAACAACUCUCUUAUCAACAACGAGCACGUUGUAGAUCGAUUGGAAGACUUGCAAAAACUGGUAGGCAAAUCCGAGCACCUUAUAAUACAACGCAGUUUCUUAUGGAUGAUCAUAGUGACUUGCCUGAUCUUGAUCAAAAAUUAUCAAUAGCUGCAUCUUCAGAUUUUGGAGUUACUACUUUUCAGAAACCCCCAGCACCAUCUCGUACUAGAGAUUCCAGUUUCAGCAUUGACUCAGAUGAAGACUACUUUUACUCUUCCCCAGAGGAUGAAGAAGAAUUUUUGACAAAAGAGUUUUCUAGUGCAUAUGAAGAUCUUCACGCAGAAAGACUGAGCACAUUGAGUAAAUCUGAAUUAAUACAAGAAUAUUUACAAUUAGAGGCCAAAGUAGACUUACUCACUAAAAGAUUACGUGGGAAGAAUAUCAGUCAGACAGAAGACAAAGAGAUAGAUAAUAAGAAUGGAUUAACUACUGAAUCUGAAGUAGCAAAAAAGUUAAAAAUCUGUCAGCAACAUAUUGAUGAUUUAUUAAAACAGAAUGAACAACUAAAAAGAGAAAAUGAAGCAUUGAGAGCACAAAGGCAUGGUAGUUCUGUCUCCAGUGUAGACAGUGAAAGCGAUAGUGAUAGUACAAGUAAUGGAAAUCGUAGUAUAUGCAGUUGUCCUUUCAGGAAUACAGAAUAUUCUCCAGAACACGUAUCGUGUAAAUGUAGACAAGAGAACAGUGAUAAAGAUAGUAGCUCAGAGUGUAGUACUGACAGUAAGAGUGAUUGUUCUGAUAUUACUCGUAGUACAACUUCAACACCACCAAUUAUUGUUACAAAUGGACACGUAGUUAUAAAUGAAAUCAAUGGCCUACCUACAUAAAUCUUUCAGAAACAUACCUGCGUUGCUGGUUUGUUUGUUGCUGAGACAGUCUACAAAUAAUAAUUCUGUGCAUCUAUAUUGACUGACAAGUUAUCUUUCUUCUAAUGCUGAUCGUUAAAUUUUAGACUUUUAUCUAACACAUUUUGGAUCUAUAAAUUACCUUCCUUUUAUUCUUUAAGACUGCCUCAUGUAUACAAUAUAUAUGUGUAAUAAUAUGUAAAAUACAUAAGCAAUUAUCAUUAUAACAGCGCAGUUUUGGUAUCUGCUUGCAUCAGAUUAUGUUAUUAGAUUUAUUAUUCUAUCAGAAUGUAUAUUUUCAAUCGUCAUCACUUAUUAUUAUUUUAAUAGUUUUUCAUUUACCAUAUUGCACAACAUUAGAAAGUUCAAUUAUAUUUUAUCAUCUUGCAUACUUUUCUUCAUAAAUUGUUCAUAUAUUUAUACAAAAAUUAUAUAAUAUUUACAGGCCAUCAACUAUUCCAUAAAUGUAUAUAAACAAACAAACAUAUAUAUAUAUAUAAAUAUAUAAAUAUAUAUAUGUGUGUAUAUAUAUAUAUAUAUGCAUAUACGUAUAUAUAAAUAUUACUCUGAGAAGAAUAUGUUCUAAAAAAAGUAUUUUAUAAUGCAAAGAUUGUGAUAAUAUAUGCCAAGAAUUCAAAAUUAUUUCUGCAUUUGUAUACUUACAAAAAUUAUGAUAUUAGUUUAUGGUCUGAUUGUAUAAUAUAUAAAUGAUAUUAAUAUCUAUAUAAUAUUAAGAUAUUUUAUGCUUAAAUUUUUAAUAAAUUUUAAGUUCUAUUAUAAUAGGCAUGUUGGAUUAUUUUUGCUAAAGUAUAUGUGCAUUAGAGUUUUAUAAAUGUAAUAUUGAUAGAUAAUAUAAGAAGCAAAAUGGUUCUUUCAAUUUUGAAAAAUAGAACGAUUUUGAAGAUUUUAUUUCAAUUUUGAAUUAUUGCAUUUUGUUGUAGAAAUGAAAUCUCAUCCCUUUCCUUGCAUAAUGAUGAAAUGUCUGUGAUAUUUUAUGAUGUCCCAAUACUUGCAUCUUUAUUUGAUUAUAUCAUUCUUGUAUUUAAUAAGAUUAUGGAAAACAAAAUAAAAUAAAUAAAUUAAUUGAAGAAUA